UAGCUGUUUGUGGGUGCGCCGCUGGGAGUGCCGAAGUCCUUUGUGUUCGGGGUCUCCUUCCCGCAUAUUAUUUACGGUUUGAACAAAAUCAUUUGCAGAAACGAGACCCAGGCAAAGAACGCGAUUUUUAAGAUACGCAGUGUUUCGCUACCUGCCUAUUAGAUCUGGGCUGCAAAAAUCCAAAUGACCGGGAAAUGGCAGCAAAUAGUUACAGCAAACCCUCAGCCAUUUCCUGCCAUGCCGUGGUCUUCUGAACUUUGGCAGUUGGGAUCUGAUCUGUGGGGAUGCAUCAUGUGAGAACUGGGCGGAGCUCCUUGUUCCUUACAGCUGUUGACGCUUGAAAUAAUCGAAGCAGGAAGCAGGAGCCGAGAAGCUGGCUUGAAAGUAACAUCAAUGUUACUAAAGUGCUGCCUGAAGAAAAGGAAUCCAGAGAAUUCUUUACAGAGGUCAAGUCAGGCACUAAAAGCAGAUGGAGAGCUGGCAAGGGAUCCCCCACUCUGUCAGCAGUAAUACAACAGAUCUGACCAUUGGCUUUAUUUCUUCAGCAGUUGCUGUUGUCUUAUUUGGAUCAAACUUUGUACCGGUGAAGAAGUUUGACACAGGGGAUGGAAUGUUCUUCCAGUGGAUUCUUUGUGCUGCUAUCUGGAUUGUUUCUUUAAUUGUUAACCUGAUUCAGAACAGCCCAAAGUUUUGGCCUCUUGCUAUGGUUGGGGGCUUUUUAUGGGCUACAGGUAAUAUAACAGUUGUUCCAGUUGUUAAAACCAUUGGGUUAGGCCUUGGCCUUUUAAUCUGGGCUUCUUUUAACUUGCUAACUGGCUGGGCAAGUUCAAGAUUUGGUUGGUUUGGAAUUGACCCAGAAGAAGUCAGAAAACCAGUUCUGAAUUACAUCGGAGCAGCACUUUCAGUACUUAGCUCCAUCAUAUUUCUUUUCAUAAAAAGUGAAGUUCAAAACUCUUCAUCUUCAGAAAGCGCUCCAUUAUUAAGAGAACAGUCUAUCAACACUUCUGAGUACAGAGUCGAAAACAGGAGUGAUGUAUCUUGGGUGGACAACCUUUCUCCAUUGGGAAAGAGAAUGGUAGGCUGCUUUCUGGCUAUGAUAGCUGGGAUAUUCUACGGCUCUAGUUUUAUACCUGUGUUUUACAUCAAGGACCACGGCAGAAGAAAUGGGACUAUAUAUAUAGGAGCCAGUCAAUUUGAUUUAGAUUAUGUAUUUGCUCACUUCAGUGGUAUCUUCCUUACAAGUACCGUCUACUUUCUGAUCUACUGUGCAGCAAUGAAAAAUAACCCUAAGGUUUAUCCUGCAGCUAUAAUACCAGGAUUUAUUUCUGGAACAUUAUGGGCAAUAGCCAAUUGCUGCUGGUUUAUAGCAAACCACUAUCUCAGUGCUGUUGUGAGCUUCCCAAUAAUCACUGCUGCUCCUGGUUUUAUAGCCGCAGUGUGGGGAGUGCUGGUGUUUAAAGAAAUAAAGGGACUGAAAAACUAUCUGCUGCUCUUAACAGCAUUCUGCAUUAUUUUGGCUGGAUCCCUCUCUACAGCUUUUUCUAAAGUAUGAAGAAACAUCUUUUGAUCCAGCAGAUGGCACCACUAGUUAAUACAUGUUGACAUUAGAUCCAUGAACAGCUAGCUAUGUUGAGACUCAAUAUCAACUGGGCUUCCUGAAGUUAAGCAAUAUCAUCUGGGAACUCUUGUUUAUAGUAUUAUUGAUUUUUUAUAUAAGAGAUGUAGAAUAUAUGGAUUAAAUAAAUAAUAUCCUAUGCCAUGUAUAGUUGUGCAGAGAACUCACUGUGGUCCUUUGACUGAAAUAGUUGAUUAAAUAUAAUCAGGGGAUUGUGGUUAGAAUAUAAGGGGAUUGUGGUUAGUACAAAUCCUAAGAAAAAGAAAACAGGAGCAAGUUGAAUAGAAAUAAUAGGAACAGGCCAGUAAUGUGAUUUGUAAUAGAGCAGCUCCAUGGUCUCGCAGGAGACUCCAUACCCCUAUUUUGGUAAAUUAGGACCAAAACUAGAUUUCCUGACCCUGAUGUAAGCAGAUCUUGGUGUAGGAAACCACAGAUCAAAAGAGCUCAAGCUAACAGGAAGAAAAUAAACUUAAUAGAGCAAUGUCAUAAUGAAACCAAUUACCUAAAGGGUUGAUAAGCUUUUGAAACAGAAAGCACAUAAAAAGUAUAGAGAAAAUAUGUUCCCAGACAAAUGAGGUCAGUAAGGUUUUUAAAAUUUGAAUAGACUCACUUGUCAUAGCAAACAGAUGUAGCUUAUACAUAUAAAUAAAUACAAAUUAUAAACUUUAGUACAAUUUAAGGUGCCUAACCAUAUGUGCAGAGAAAACCAUUUCAAAUUAUUAAACAUUAUUUAAAAAUGAGUUUUACUCAUUGCAAAAUGUUCCACAUUUCUGUUUUUCAUAUUUUCUUUAGAUCUUUUUUGUGAAGUGUGUAGCUGCUGCAAUUGCUGUUUCUUUCUUUGUUCUUGAUUACUGUUCAUGUAACGGUAAUAGUAACACUGAAGAAAUAUUAAGCAAGUCUUAAACCAGUGGUUUCAAACAUGUGGCCCUCCAUAUCAUUUUCUGCACUCUGCCACAUUAUCAGGGCUGAGGGUGCUGUCUAGCAAGACUAGGGCACUGAGCACUUCAUGAAGUGAUACCAGGCUUUCUGGGCAAAGUUGCCAGGGAGGCAGGGUUGGUCAGUAGGCUGGGACUGCUUAGCAGGAACCCUGCUGUUGACUAUUUAAAGAUAGUCCAUUUCUGGGCUAUAAACGUAUUGAGUUCUUUGGUUCUUUAUUAGGUAGAAUAGAACUGUUACAGCAAAAUAUCUCUUUUUUAUAAUAUUUUAUGAAAAAUUGGGAGUGAGAAUUUUUUUAUCUCUCAAAUGCCCAUUUUCUCUUUUAUAUAACGUUUAUAUACUUUUUUAAUUAAAAAAAUGUGGUGUGGUUGGGGUAUUAGUUGACACUGUCUCCCUUUUCACUGAUUCAAUUCUAAUUCAAGUCGACUUAAAUUUCCCCUUAUUAAAUCUGACUUGGAUGUUUGGCAAAGUAAAAACUAUUGAUCUCUGAUUUAGACAACAACAUUGGACAAAUUGUUGACAGAACUGAAAGAACAGGGCAACACACAUAAUAAAUAAAAUUAUACUCCUUGCACAUUAUUUAUCCCAUUUCUAAUUCUAGCCCAUCUGCUGUCUUUAAUUAUAUUUCAGACAACUUCUAGGUAACAAAAAUGCCAUCUGCCAUGUCUGUUACCCCACUGAGUUUAUGUAUUAAUGGUCUGAUAAAUAAAGAUCUGACAGUAAUUACUUUUGGCUCAAGCAGGAGCCAUAUCUCAAUGUAAUCUAUUUUUUAGAACCUUUCUAUUACAUUGAUUAAGGUUUAUGUAGUUUGUGACCAAUUCAGUUAUUUCUGGAUGAGACAUAAUUUUGGUGAAUUCAGUUCUGGUUAUAACAAACAUGAUUUUAUGAUUUUCUGACCCUAGAGAUCAGCAAGGACAAUGCCUCCAUGUUAAUUCUUUAACGUUAUUUAAAAUGGAAGCAAGUGGCAUAUAUUGCAUAUGGUCUCCAAACUCCUUUUUUUGUAGUCCCUUAGAGAGAAUACUCUUGAAAUUUUUGACAAAUAUAGUGAGAAAACUAACAAAAAGAUAUAUAAUCUGUAAAAAAAAACAACUUCUAAAAGUAUAAGUAAAUAAAAGCUCAUAC
Crotalus tigris (Tiger rattlesnake) is the source of this 3673-nucleotide messenger RNA. It is a transcript of the gene TMEM144, whose product is annotated as transmembrane protein 144. The transcript has 13 exons. Gene Ontology annotation, cellular component: membrane. Lineage: Eukaryota; Metazoa; Chordata; Lepidosauria; Squamata; Viperidae. Gene Ontology annotation, molecular function: carbohydrate transmembrane transporter activity. Bases 470 to 1552 code for a protein of 360 amino acids. Gene Ontology annotation, biological process: carbohydrate transmembrane transport. The record is from RefSeq and is a predicted model, not a curated record.